AGACUGUCAUCUAUUACUAAUUACUGUCAAUAGAUUGUCACAAUUACUAUAUAAUUUCAAGAAGUAAAUAAGUUUGAAUUUUUCUUAUCACUAUGUCACUUUUACUAAAUAACAACUAACAGUUCAUUGCCAUUAGUAUCAUAUAAAAAAGUAAAAGUGGGUGGUAUAUAACUAUCAGUAGUUUGUAGAUUAAAAAACAGUUAUCUAAUAAAUAUGUCCCUCACAAUUCAGCAAAUAAUUACUGAUGCAAAACGACUUGCAAGUCGAUUAAAAGAUAGAGAUGUAGUAGCUGAUAUAUUAUUGAACGAAACCCAUGCAAUUAAUAAAAAAAUUGAUGCCAUGAAACAGUAUCAAGAAGAAGUAGAACAAUUGAAUGAGGUAGCAAAUCAAAGACCACAUUCACAACUUAUAGCCAACAUUCAGAAAGAAAAUAGACAUUUAAAAGAAAUACAACAAGAAAAUAGAGAACUUAGGGCUGCAUUGGAAGAAUACAAUACCACAUUACAACAUGUGAUGUCCAAAUAUCGUGAACAUACCAAUGAAGAAAUAUAUAAAUCAAAAGUCAAUUUCAUAGCAAUGCAAGAGAAAAAAUAUAGUGAGAUUAUUAAAGUACAAGCAGAGAAGAUUCAAGAGAUGGCUGCCGUGAUGUUUAAAGCUGCUCUCAUAGAUGAGGAUAGGGAUUCUAGAGAACAAGAAGUUGUGUCUAUGCUAAAAGUGGAAAAUCAGGGCUUAAGAGAAAUGUUGGAUAUUGCCCAUAAAUGUGGGAACUUGAAGAAGGAAGACAAGACUGUACAAACUGAUAUGGAAAACACUCCCGAUAAACUUUAAUAAGAGUAUUUUUUGCACAUAUGCAAUAUUUUAUGAGUAUUCUUUGUGUGUUGCAAAAUAAUUUUAAAAAUGUAUGUUAUUUUCAAAUUUUUUAAUAAUUCUUACAAGUUUAAUUUAUUAUUUUUUACCAAUGCAUAUUAUUAAUGAAUAUAGGAGCGACUAGAACAUUAUUAUUUGUAAUGAAUUCAAUUUCACAAUUAACGAUAAAGCAGUUUAAGUUUUUUUAUUAAAAAGUUUUAUUCUAUACUGUAUUUUAUCAUUCAAUUGCCUAAUAGGAUGAGUAAUAUUAUUUUUUUGGAAAUUAAUUCAAGUCUUUUUUUAUGUAAGGUUAAUCCAUUACAAUUGUGACUAGUAAUAAUUUUGCCUAUUGUCAAAAUAACCUAGAUGCUCAGGUUACACUUACAGAUUCAAUGAUUUAUGAGUUUCCAUUACAAUUAUAUGUAUAUUCAAAUCUGUCCUUUUCUUUAAAUAUAAUUUUUGUAUAUAGUUUUUUAUUGAAUCCUCAAUGACUAAUUAACCCUUCAGACAGAACAUGAUUUUUUUGCAUUAUGAGGAACAUCUGUUUCACUGACUGAUAUGGGAACUCAGCUUAUUUUUUUUGAAUUCGCUCAAUAUUUUAGCUCAUUUAUUUACCCCAUCUUACUUUUUAUUGUUAAUCAGCACAUAAACAGUUCAUAAGUAAUUAAGAAAUCCUAUUAAUAAAAAAAAUUAUUUAUUAUUUGAAAAGAAUGUGGAACAUAAUUGCUGAUUAUCAAUCGAAACACAAGAGUCAUAUUAUAAUAAAAAAAAAAUGCCAAAUAUAACAAAAAUGUAACUAAUAAAAGGACAUGUUGAAACAAA
Diorhabda sublineata is the source of this 1668-nucleotide messenger RNA. RefSeq names its product FGFR1 oncogene partner 2 homolog (gene Fgop2). The transcript is spliced from 3 exons. The record is from RefSeq and is a predicted model, not a curated record. NCBI's taxonomy places the organism in Eukaryota, Metazoa, Arthropoda, Insecta, Coleoptera, Chrysomelidae. Bases 214 to 828 code for a protein of 204 amino acids.